Bombina bombina (fire-bellied toad) is the source of this 1617-nucleotide messenger RNA. It is a transcript of the gene POLR1F, whose product is annotated as RNA polymerase I subunit F. The transcript is spliced from 4 exons. The coding region runs from base 67 to 1482 and encodes 471 amino acids. The record is from RefSeq and is a predicted model, not a curated record. Lineage: Eukaryota; Metazoa; Chordata; Amphibia; Anura; Bombinatoridae. Gene Ontology annotation, biological process: DNA-templated transcription initiation. Gene Ontology annotation, cellular component: RNA polymerase I complex.
ACUGUGCGACUUUACGCGUGUCUUCUAGGCACAUAUACCUCGUGUGGAACUUAUGGGGUUUGUAGUAUGGCAGAGUCUGAGAAACCCGUACAGCAGCCACCCGCACAGACACAGCCCAGUUCCUUGUCUUGUGUGGAGCUGCCCUCGUUUGCUGAUGCUUGCCGCUUGGUAAACAGCAAGUAUUCGUGCCUGGUGGUAGAGACGCACCGUAGACACCUGGCGCUGUCACCGAAAUAUUUAAAGAAGAAGCGGAGUGGGAUCCAGGAGCAGCUCAACACCGAGCUCCUGAAGUAUAAUGUGGGGCUGGAGGGAGUACCAGUUGCUUAUGACAAUAUUAAACUUGUGGGUGAGUUGGGCGAUAUCUAUGAUGAUCUUGGACAUAUACAUAUAAAUGUUGAAGCAGACUUUGUUAUCUUCAGGCCAGACUAUGGGCAGAAACUUGUGGGCGUGGUCAACAAAGUAGCUCCCAGUCAUAUAGGCUGUCUGGUACAUGGCUGUUUUAAUGCUUCCAUACCAAAACCUUUUAAAAUGCCUAUUGAAGUCUGGCAGCAUAUUGAUGUAAAGAUGGAUGAUCAACUAGAAUUUGACGUUUUCCAUCUAGAUUCAGAUGCUAUAGGUGUGUUUUGCAUUCGUGGCAAUCUGGACAAGAGUAUGGAAAACAAAGCAGUCGAAGCAUUACAAGAGGCAAAUGCAAAUCAAAGUGAGAAUCCGUCUGACAAUACAGAGAUUGUGACAGAGGAUACAAGUGUGCAAUCCACAACUGAGACAAAUGAAAAACCUAAGAAAAAGAGCAAAAAAAGAAAAUACCAGGACACACUUGUUAAAUGUGAACUGGAAAUAGGAAGUUCAACUAGUGAAGUUAAUGCUGCUGAAGAAAGUUUGGUUCUUGAAAGCUCAAGUGAAUUCAAGAGUGAAGUGCCACAGAAAAAGCGUAAAAAGCAGAAACACCAGGAUAAACUUGCACUAAACAAUCCGUCUGAUGCUGAUGAUGUUGAAGAAAAUAGUGUUCUUUUGGUUGAUGAUAAAUCUUUACUUCAGGUAAAAAAGUCCAAAAAAAAGAAGCACCGGGAACUUAAUGAUUCAAGUCUUGAUCAAAGCCUACAAAAUGGGAUUACAAACAAUGAAAGUCUUGCAGAAGUGAGUGGCUUUGAACCAUUAAGUGAUUCUGAAACGGGAAAUUCUUUGGAAAAUACAAAAAAAAAAAAACAUAAAAAAAAACACAAAGAUCCCAUUGUCCAAGAUCCUGAUAAGGGAAUAGAUGAAUCAGUUUUUAUAGAGCAUGCUGAUGAAAGUCUUAUUUCUCAGGAUCCGCCAAAGAAAAAAAAACAUAAAAGGAAGUGCCAAGAGCGCUUAAUAAUAGGAAGUGAUUCCAGUGGUUAUCAGAGUGACAGUAAAAUUAGACCGUCUAAGAUGCAGUUUUCAGGACAGGGUGAGCAUCCUUCAUUGAUUGCCGUGGAACAAAAAAGGAAACGGACAACCUAAAAUGAGAAGAUAUCUUUUAAUAGAGUAAAAUCCUAUUUUCAUAAUGAUUUAUUAAGAUUUUAUGUGCGGCAGAUCAACACUUGUAAAUUAAAACCCUGGUCGUCUUAUUAAUAAAAAAUAUUUGUGUACGAAAAA